Molecule: messenger RNA, 1452 nt
Organism: Ochotona curzoniae (black-lipped pika)
Lineage: Eukaryota; Metazoa; Chordata; Mammalia; Lagomorpha; Ochotonidae
Product: arylacetamide deacetylase-like 2
Exons: 6
Coding region: 25-1293 (422 amino acids)
Cellular component (GO): membrane
Molecular function (GO): carboxylic ester hydrolase activity
Source: RefSeq, a predicted model, not a curated record
AUUUAAGUUGCUUGCUAUCAGUGCAUGCCCAAUAGAACAGGCUGUGACUUCAGUUUCAGAAAGACUUGCUAUUGCAGAACUCGUUACUACUGUCAGUGUAAACUUGGAACUGAGUGUGAAGUCAGCAUUGCUAAAGCAGUCACCCAUGUUACUUGGGAAGAAGACAUCGAAGAACCUUGGAAAGUAAUGGUUGUGGACGCUGGCAUAAAACUCACUUCAAUGACGGCAAUCUUGUUUGAAAAUAUAGGUCUUAUGAAAUAUGAAGAACUAUUCCUUAUGUUAAUAACACUGGACUAUACAGAACCAAUAUCUGAUGAAAAUGUUACAGUGACUGACACGGCGUUUGGUGGCAUUUCAGUCCGUUUGUACUUGCCAAAGAGGAAGUCAGAAGGACAGAGACCAGCUGUAAUUUUUGUUCAUGGUGGUGCCUUUGUCUUAGGAAGUUGUAAGCAGACGGCUUACGACUCCUUGAAUAGAUGGACGGCAAACAAACUUGGUGCUGUAGUUGUUGGAGUGGACUACAGAUUACCCCCUCGGCAUCAAUUCCCGGUUUCCCUUGAAGAUGUGGUUUCUGUGGUCAAGUUCUUUCUGAAAGACAAGAUGGUCAUACAAUAUGGAGUGGACCCCACUCGAGUGUGCAUAACGGGAGAUAGUUCUGGGGGUUCGCUAGCAGCGGAAGCAACUCAACUGCUACAAAAUGAUCCAGACUUCAAAAUUAAAAUUAAGGCACAAGCUUUAAUUUACCCGUUCUUACAAGUAUUUGAUACUUUAACACCCUCUCACCAAGACUAUGAACAGGGUCCAAUUCUGUCAAGGGAUUUGGCAAUUAGAUUGGCACACCUAUAUUUGACCAACGAUAAAGCACUGCUUCAGGCAAUAAGCAUAAACCAACACAUGCCUCAGGAAUCGAGACAUCUGUUCAAGUAUGUCAACUGGAGUAUUCUUCUUCCUGCUAAGUUUAAAAAAAAUCAUGUUUAUACUGAACCAAUUUUUCGAAGACUGAACCCUCCUUAUCCAGAACUUAUGGAUAGUAGAGUAUCACCCUUGAUAGCCAAUGAUUCUGAGUUGCGAAAUUUGCCAUUAACAUAUAUUGCCACCUGUGAAUAUGAUAUCCUUAGAGAUGAUGGACUUCUGUACGUCACACGGCUCCGGAAUCUUGGAGUUCAAGUUACUCAUGACCACUUGGAGGAUGGAUUCCAUGGGGCUCUAUCACUUAUGGCAUCACCACUUUAUUUACGUCUUGGGAUGAAAAUAAAAGAUAAAUAUAUUCGUUGGUUAGAGGAAAAUCUGUAAACAUGUAAAUUGUAUAUUUAGCUGUCUGAUCAUUUCAAUUGGUAGUAUAAUCCAAGGGUUCUCAUUUGAAUUAUUGUGAGUUUAACGGACAGAAUCAUGAUUUGGGUUUGGGACAUAGCUACACUUAAUGCAGAAUAAAGUUUGCUAUGUAUCUUGGAA